This is a messenger RNA of Asparagus officinalis (garden asparagus), 947 nucleotides long. RefSeq lists its product as uncharacterized. Lineage: Eukaryota; Viridiplantae; Streptophyta; Magnoliopsida; Asparagales; Asparagaceae. Gene Ontology annotation, cellular component: mitochondrial matrix. The record is from RefSeq and is a predicted model, not a curated record. The transcript has 3 exons. The coding region runs from base 22 to 759 and encodes 245 amino acids.
UCUUUAUUUUUUUAAAAAAUCAUGUUGACGGCCCUCCGGCGAGCCACCGCGGCGGCGGCGGCCUCACUCGCUUCCCAUGGCCUUAAAGCAACGAAGGGUCGUACGCUUCCCCUGAGGAACAUCUUAUCUCUAUCAAGAACUCUCUCUUCGUUCUCAGAGCAACAGCAGCAGUUUGACCUCCUCAAAGUUCUAGACUCCGAGAUCAAGUUCGCGUCCGAAGACUACAAGAAGCCGGAGAAAUUCCCGAAAGGGUUUCCGUUUGAGAUUGAAGACGAGAAGGGGACAAAUGCGAUUGUUCUCAGGAGGAGCUAUGGGAGGGAGGAGAUUGAAGUUGUAGUUUCAAUGCCCCAUCUUGUAACUGAGGAGGACCCCGAGGAUGAUGAUGAUGAUGAUGAGCAUGAUGAUGAGGGUGAAAAUGAUGAUGAUGGAAAGGUGCAGUUUAGCAUUCCAUUGACAGUAAAUAUUAGCAAGGGAGGGAUGAGCUUGGAGGUGGGAUGCACUGCUUACCCUGAUGAGAUUGAGAUCGACGCGGUGUUGGUUCGACGUGAUAUGGAAACUGAGGACGAAAUGGUUUCCUGUGAAGGCCCGAGGUUUAGCCAUCUGGAUACAAAACUUCAGAAAGCUAUCCACAGGUACUUGGAGAGGAGAGGAAUUUCACCAUUAACAAUGAACUUCUUGUACGAAUACAUGGUUUACAAAGAUAACCGUGAGUAUCUGUUUUGGCUCAAGAACCUGAGGCGGUUUAUCAAGGAGCAAUGAGAUUUGAGAACCUUUGCCAGCAUCUUGUGGAUCCUCUUUCUUUUUGUUUUCUUUCUCAAAAAUUUUGACGUCAAACUUAUUUUUUGAUGCUCUAACUGUACAAUUGUGGUCAGUUGGUUUUUAUGUGUUUUAUUGCUAUGUAUCUUUGAAAUGCAAAUACCUCUGAUCAAAUUAUUACUUCGAGCCCA